Miscanthus lutarioriparius is the source of this 789-nucleotide messenger RNA. The record is from the annotation of a GenBank genome assembly. NCBI's taxonomy places the organism in Eukaryota, Viridiplantae, Streptophyta, Magnoliopsida, Poales, Poaceae.
AUGACGGCAGCGGCGGCGGAGGCCGUGCCGCGCCGCCUGGGCGCGGCUGUGCGUGACCUCUCGGGUUCGUGGUACGGGCGCCACAUGGCCGCAGCCGAGCGCGCCAUCCGCGCGCGCCUGCCCCUCGUCGACCUCGUCCUCAGAGAGUUGACGGCUGCUUCUGAAUUCCGAUGCCCGAGGUUGCUCGUGGUGGUGCAGGAGUGGGUGGCGUACAUCAAGAAGCAGAGGAGUUGUCCUUGCAUUGCGGUAAAUUCACACAGCAGUGAAAGCAUCAAAGAGCUAUUGAAUGCUGUGCAAACAAGAAUCAGGGAGAUCAAACAUGGUGAGAACAAUUGCACGGGAACUGCCCUCCUGGUCGGGAUCCCAAACGUUGGGAAAUCGGCCAUCGUUAAUGCGAUGCAUCAAAUUGGGAGGAUUGCUGCAACAGGUGAUAUAUACAGGUCAUUUGUUGCUGCUCAGUUAUUUGUGGUUGCGUUUGUUUUGGUUGGCCUCUUAUUGUUAAAUCCCAAUGAUUGUUGUCUGUCCAGAGAAGGGAAAGCUCAAGCAUGCGAUUGUGAGCACCAUCCUGGAGAAACUAGAGACAUAAGUGGGUACAAGGUUGCUAGCCAUCCAAAUAUAUAUGUGUUGGACACUCCUGGUGUGCUCUCACCAAGAUUUGCAAAUGAUGGUUCUGGCCCCAGACUAGCCUUGACAGGAGCUAUCAAGGACCCCUUGUUAGAGGAGUAUGAUAUCGUAGAGUUUCUUCUUGCAAUUGUGAACUCAGGGAAGGAAUAUAGGAAGUGGGAGUAG